CUGUCUGUCUCCCUGAGUCUCCACUCGAGCUUCAGCCUGCCUGUGGGCCUCAGCCUGGCUCCCCUCCCGAGUGUGACCCCUCUCUCGGGCACAGUGGCCGCCCCUCUGUGUUCCGUGGCCCCCCUCGGUCUCCUUCUUACUGUCACCUCUUUCCCCCAUGCUCUCGGGACCCAGUGCUACGGGCUCUGGCCCGCGGCCGGGCGCUCGUCACCCCGGCAGUGGUGACAGAAGUCCCCACCGCCCUGGAAGGCAACCCCCCACCAAGCUCGAGCCCGCCCCAGAAGGGCAAGUGAAGCUGCCCUCCCGCUCCAGCGUGGACAUCCCAGCUGGUGAGAAGGGGCACACCGCCAGCCCCCAGCUAUCCACGGAGGCCCCCGCCGACUCUCCGACAGAGGCCCAGCCCAGCCACUCCAACCUGGGCAAACCCCCCUCCCGUGCACCCCUAGGCCAGGCCCGGUCUCUGGCUGGGCCAGGCUCAGGGUCCCGGAACCAGGUGGCUUCCUGCUCUGCCACUGGCUCCCAGCUGCCCAGGAAGGCCCAGGGCCCGGCUCGGGGGCCAGGCAACCCGCCCAACCAGGCCCUGAAACGCCCUGGGGUCUCUGAUCAUCCUUCAGGGUCCUCCCCGCCAGCCACUUCCAACCAGGAGCCUGCAACCACCCAGCCUCCCAGCGGUGCCCCCAGCCCUGUUCAACGCCCCCGUGAGCCCGGGGACCCGGCCCCGAAAACCAGCAGGCAGCCUCAGGUGGAGGGGCCCGUGCAGCCGGCUGGCAGCUCCUCAGAGCCUGAGCAGAGUAGCCCCAGCCUCUCUGAGUCCUCACUGGACAUCGUGUCUGAGUCCACCACCAAGCUCACCUGCCACUGGCCAUGCUAUAGACCCCGGCUGCGGUGCCCUCGGCACUGCUGCCUGCUGGAGCACUUGGCCUGUUAGAGCCCCUUCUUCAUCUGGCCUGCCAGGCCCCCUAAAACACCGGGCCAGUGCGGAGUGCAAUAAAGUAACCGCCCAGA
This is a messenger RNA of Chinchilla lanigera (long-tailed chinchilla), 1005 nucleotides long. RefSeq names its product receptor accessory protein 6 (gene Reep6). The transcript has 2 exons. The coding region runs from base 158 to 928 and encodes 256 amino acids. The record is from RefSeq and is a predicted model, not a curated record. NCBI's taxonomy places the organism in Eukaryota, Metazoa, Chordata, Mammalia, Rodentia, Chinchillidae.